GGGUUUCUAAGGAGACCUUAUUUUUCAGCAAGUGGCAUUGGCUUAGGAUCGUCUCCAAUCGUCUCUUAAGGUAGCGGAAAGCACGUUUAUGCGAUUUCUGCUGGCAGGUCUUGACGAUUCUCUUAACUCUAACGGAUUUUAGGUAGACCUUUAUUGAAGAAGUUAAGUAAUUCCAUAGUGAAAAGAAGGCAAUCAUGGGCGUGGAUGUCGAGGUUCUUUCUCCUGGUGAUGGUCAAACUUAUCCCAAAACAGGGCAAACUGUAGUCGUUCAUUACACAGGUACCUUGAACAAUGGGAAGGUAUUUGACUCUAGCAGGGACCGUGGAAAACCGUUUAAAUUUAGAAUCGGGAGAGGAGAGGUAAUUAAAGGUUGGGAUCAAGGUGUGGCUCAAAUGUGUGUUGGAGAACGUGCUAGGCUAACAUGUUCACCAGACUUUGCUUAUGGUAGUCGAGGACAUCCAGGAGUUAUUCCACCAAAUUCUGUUCUUAUCUUCGAUGUGGAGCUGCUGAAAGUGGAGCCUUAGAAUACUCUACAGAGUCUAUUUGUACCGACCAAACACCUAAAUAUCUGGAAACUAAGAAAACGCUUUGAAAUUUAUUACUUUAAGUAGUCAUUGUACAGACGGCACUUUGUACACAAUAAUUCAGUCGCUCAUAUCUUUAGAAAAAAAAAAUCAUUAUCUCUUUCUGAUUACAAUUUACCUUAGAAAUGUUAAUGGAAGGAGGACAGAAUAAAGGAAUGAAAAUAAAAACAAAUUAUAUU
This is a messenger RNA of Vespa mandarinia (Asian giant hornet), 763 nucleotides long. It is a transcript of the gene Fkbp12, whose product is annotated as peptidyl-prolyl cis-trans isomerase Fkbp12. The record is from RefSeq and is a predicted model, not a curated record. Gene Ontology annotation, molecular function: peptidyl-prolyl cis-trans isomerase activity. Gene Ontology annotation, biological process: protein peptidyl-prolyl isomerization. Lineage: Eukaryota; Metazoa; Arthropoda; Insecta; Hymenoptera; Vespidae. Gene Ontology annotation, cellular component: cytoplasm; sarcoplasmic reticulum membrane.